AUGGCCUCGCCACCCUCUUACACCGCAACCGACCCCAGAAGGGACAGAUUACCACCGUACAAGGCGUCGCACGGCUUCGCCAACAGUCAAGAAGAACUCGCCGCGCUCAGAGAAUUCGCCGAAUCCAAACUGUACGUCGAACCCGGGUCCAAUGGCAUGUUACCGGACCUGCGCGGCGGGGCGGGAGGACUGCAGUCUCUGGCGUGGGGGGGGCCUAUACAGUCCUCGGGGAAUCCUUACUGGGAGGUCGGGUGGCCCGAGCCGGAGACCAAGGAGGAGCGCAAGAGAAGAAAACAGCAGGAGAAGCAGCGGAAGAAGGAGGAGAAGGACAAGGACAAGGACAAGGAGACAGAGCGGAGAGGCAGCGUAGCCGAGAGGCUGAUGAGGGUCAUCAGUCGAGGCAGCAGCAAGGACGGAGACACGAGCUCUUGA
Molecule: messenger RNA, 432 nt
Organism: Cladophialophora psammophila CBS 110553
Lineage: Eukaryota; Fungi; Ascomycota; Eurotiomycetes; Chaetothyriales; Herpotrichiellaceae
Exons: 1
Coding region: 1-432 (143 amino acids)
Source: RefSeq, a predicted model, not a curated record